Pristis pectinata (smalltooth sawfish) is the source of this 4778-nucleotide messenger RNA. It is a transcript of the gene gpat3, whose product is annotated as glycerol-3-phosphate acyltransferase 3. The record is from RefSeq and is a predicted model, not a curated record. Gene Ontology annotation, biological process: triglyceride biosynthetic process. The transcript has 13 exons. Bases 524 to 1861 code for a protein of 445 amino acids. Gene Ontology annotation, molecular function: glycerol-3-phosphate O-acyltransferase activity. Lineage: Eukaryota; Metazoa; Chordata; Chondrichthyes; Rhinopristiformes; Pristidae. Gene Ontology annotation, cellular component: endoplasmic reticulum.
UCCCCGCCGGGCUGGGGUGGGGACCACCCCCGGUCCACGACCCCUAUUGGGGGUGGGCGAGGCCCCAUUGGGCUGGGAUCUGUUCGUCCCCAGUCUCUAGUGGUCUUUAGGCCGGGAGGUGGGGUACAUCUCCAUUUUAUAAAUCCGCUCUUGACUGGGGUGGUUGUAUUACGUGGAGUAAGCUUUCUACUCCUACAAUAUUGGGAAGCAGAGGUAUUGUAAGUUCGCUCUCUAACAGUAUUGAGGUUUAUUCCUCUGUGCAGUAUAUUGGUAAGAAUAUGAGUCCUGAGGUCUCUGUGGUGUCAAGUUUCACUGCUCCCCUCUUGCACAGUAUUGGGGAUUAACUUCACCCUGUUGUUAAUGUAACCUGCUUCAAACUGUGUCCUGAGUUCCCUGCACCACAGUGGCACAGCAAGUAGAGCCACUGCUUCACAGCUCCAGCGACUGAGGUUCGAUCCUGACCUUCGGUGCCCUCUGUGUGGGUUUGAAACCUGUAUGUCUUGGUUGUAGAGAGUGGCUGUCGAUGGAGGGAUUUUGGGGACUUGCGUUGAAGGUGCUGUCAAUAUGGCUGAUCCUAGGGAUCACUCUCAUUAUGCUGCCUGCCAUGUUUGGUGUUUCACUUGGGAUAACAGAACUUUACAUGAAGAUUCUGGUCAAGACACUUGAGUGGGCCACUCGGAAGAUACAGAAGAAAGCCCAGGAGAAGCCUGGCCAAUCCUACUCCCCCUCCAAUGAAAUUAUUGAGAAGCGUGACAAAGUCUCCCUGGAAGAAGAGAUCACGGAACUGAGGCGAUAUUCAAAUAGAAACAAACCUGUUCCUGAGGGCGACUUUGACCUCUCUGAUGUGUUCUACUUCUCAAAGAAAGGAUUUGAGGCCAUUGUUGAGGAUGAAGUGAUCACUCGGUUCAGCUCAGAAGAGUUGGUCUUGUGGAACCUGUUAACGAGAACCAACAAAAACUUCCAGCACAUCAGCAUUCGACUGACCAUAGUCUGGGGUCUGGGAGUUGCCAUUCGAUAUGGGGUCCUCCUGCCUCUGCGGAUCACUUUGGGUCUGAUUGGUAUUAGCUGGUUGGUGAUCGGAACCAGUUUAGUGGGACAGCUACCAAACAGCAGUGUGAAGAUGUGGCUCAGUGAGCUUGUUCACUUGAUGUGCUAUAGGAUCUGUGCAAGGGGACUGUCUGCAACAAUCCGUUACCACAACAAAGAAAACAAACCAAAGAGAGGAGGUAUUUGCGUUGCAAAUCACACCUCACCAAUAGAUGUCGUCAUACUGGCCAAUGAUGGAGGUUAUGCAAUGGUUGGACAAGUGCACGGGGGACUGAUGGGAAUUAUUCAGAGAUCCAUGGUCAAGGCCUGUCCACACAUCUGGUUUGAACGUUCCGAAAUGAAAGAUCGCCAAAUUGUAUUAAAAAGACUAGGUGAUCAUGUUGCAGAUAAGACAAAACUACCAAUUUUAAUAUUUCCUGAAGGUACCUGCAUAAACAAUACCUCAGUUAUGAUGUUUAAGAAGGGAAGCUUUGAGAUAGGAGGCACUAUCUAUCCAGUUGCAAUCAAGUAUGACCCUCAGUUUGGUGAUGCCUUUUGGAACAGCAGUAAAUAUGGAAUGGUGACCUACCUGCUCCAAAUGAUGAGCAGCUGGGCAAUUGUCUGCAACGUGUGGUACUUGCCUCCAAUGACUAGACAGGAAGGGGAGGAUGCUGUACAAUUUGCCAAUCGAGUGAAAGCAGCCAUAGCUCAGCAAGGAGGCCUUGUGGAUCUUGCCUGGGAUGGAGCCCUGAAAAGAGCCAAAGUUAAAGCCAGUUUUAAAGAACAACAACAGAAAUGCUACAGCAAGACAAUUGUUAGGAAUGAAAGUUACUGAAGAGAAAUGAGAUGAUUGUCCAUCCAUCCCUUCUGAUGGUCGUUGUUUACAUCUUCACGUGACUUGGGUUAAUUGAAUGUCUUCUCUUUAUUUUUGUAACAUGUGCAAAUUUAUACAUCAAAUCCCAAAUAGAAUAUCUAUAAAUGAUAAAGAUUCAGCUGUGUUUGAGUGUUGACUUAUGAGAAGUACAGCUGGAUGAUCAGGAUAUCAGUUCUGUUUGUUCCAUCUUUUUCUUUAAAGCUGUGCUCCAGGGGUCUAAUAACUGCAACAUAGUGGCAAGCCUUGGUGAGGACGUUUAUCCUUCUGUUUCCAAGGUUGGCUUGCUGAACCAUGACUUUCACCUAUUCAGUGUUAUGUUGCUUGUGCCUUUGUCGCCCCAGAAAGCAGUGAGCAGCAAAGGAGGCUGGGAGCCAAGGCUGUGUGAGGCCUGUUUUUGUACAGGUCUUAGCUUGCCAAUCAGUUUCUGAGCAGCUAAUGCCAUUUGUAGAAAAGGAAGAAUGAAAGAGAUUAAAAUUACAACUUUUAUACUGGUUUACAUAUUAGAUGGGUUUCGUGGUAACCUCUGGACUAUGUACAUAUGUUUGUUGAAAUGGUUGAUCUUAUCUGAGGAGAAUGUCUGGGGUUGCAAAAGUAAUUUUCGGUCUCCAAAAUAUCUGGUCUCAGUAAAAGAAAAGAUCAAGGUUGGCGUUUUGAACAUUGCAUAGAGCCAUAUGAGUAUGCCUGGCGUGUGGGCUGGGAAUCGUAGUCAUGUAAAUUAUAUCUGCAACUUAUGGAUGUUCUUUGAUCCAGAAGCAGUAGGAGGUGAAGAUGUGUGCUCUGGCUUUGAGGAAUAUUGUGACUGCCACAGAUAUUUUCAAAGGAAACUCAUCACUAAAUUAAACUGGUCUGAAUACUGCAGGUUGUUGUGAAAGGCUGGAAGAACUUUUUUUUUGGCUUACUCAAGUUUUAGAACAUGUAUGCACUUCCAAAGAGAUUUUAAAACCCAACAAGCAUCUGUUACUGAUACUCAAUUGAGAUUUUUCCAAAUCAAGCUGAUUUGUAAUUAGCUCAUCUGCAAAUAAAUUAACAAGUGUAAAAUGCACACAAUGCCAAUGCCACAUUACAUGAGUUGUUCCAUGCCCAAUUGUUUGCAAAACAAUAAAAAGACAUGGAUUUUGAGGAAAUAUUUCCAGUGAUGUCUGAAUUAUUUUGUUAUCCUUCAUCCUGACUGUUUUAUGUGGAAUUCGUCGGUAUACUGCUCCAGGAAGCUCCUGUGUCAUUUUCAGGGACUUCCAAAGACACCAAAAAGCAAAGGAUGCUUUCUCAGUGGUGAGUACAAUUAGUCAUUUCUACCACUGCGGCAGGUAAUACAUUCACACAUUACUUAAUCAUAAAUUAAAGCUAUUCCUGCUUUGUAUUUGCAAGUUUGUAUUUAUGAAUACCUUAAAAAUAUGAAACUGGCAAAACCAAUUUAAACUACUUAUUUCAGACUGGGCAGUAUCAACAUGGCAUCUCAUAAACCUGAAUCUGUUUAAUAUACUCUUAUUCUUUUUGUUCUGAAACCAAGGAUCAAGUCUCUGCCACAGCUAAUGAAACACAUUUUUGUAUUUGUGUUUCUCUGACGUAUCCAAAUUGAAAUAAAAGUGAAAAUGCACAAUUUUUUUCUGCUUGGGUGAUGACAAGAACUAUUUUUCUUAUGAGGAUAGAUGCAAACAGCAAACAUAUGAAUGCCACCAUCGAAUUCUGAAAUAAUCUCUGAAUAAUGGUUAUAAACAGGAUUUCUUUUAAAAACUGCCUCUACUGUGUCUUUAAAAUGUAAUCAGAUUGAAUGUUGGAAAGGAAAAGCUAGAUUCCAAUGAAAUCACAAAGUUUGUUAGACACAAUAUUCCUUACACAACAAGAAAUGAAGAUCAGACUUUAAAGUUGGCUAAUUGGGAUAUCAAAAUGUCCUUAUUUAUCUGUGCCUAUUUGAAGUCCUUUGUUGGCAAAGUCAUAAGGAGCUAAAGAGCAAAUGAACAUUUGAGAAGUGCAGAGAGUUUAUUGAGUUGAGUUAUCAGGGAUAUAGCUGGGCUGCACAAGGUUCUUGGUACCAAUGCACUGUUAAUUUGGAAUUGGUCACUGGAUUUUUUUUAAAUUAAUGGUAAGUCACUGGUAUUUGAGGUACUACAGGCUUUGUCUGGUUUAGUUCUGGUUUUUUUAUAUAACUUGCAUCGUGCUCCUUGUGUAUUUUUAGAAAUAUCUCUGUGAAAAGCAAAAAAUUGAUAACCAGAAAGAAUGGUAACAAAAAUUUAAGAUAGUUUGGCUAAGCCACCCUGAUAUUGGCAGAUAUAGCUGAAUUUAGAGGUACCAGGUUCUCAAGAGAUUUAGGAAUGUCAGAUUUAAGACAAAGCUACCAGUGUAGAAGGUGAUUCAUCCAUAGCAGUGGAUGCAGGUGGACCUGAGAGGACAUCUCCAGACAGGGGUUCAUCACUCUGCCUCAAAGUGAUCCUCCCAAGGAAGGUGAAACAAACCCACUUGGGCAGGAUAAAGUGGUGAGUGUUCCAUAAACAUCUCUAAUCAUACACAUUAAGUGGGGUAAGAUUCAUCUUUUGUGUGCAUUCAAUAGUAGAAGCCAGAGAAAUGGCUUGUGGUUUCCCUGCCUCUGCAUGUUAACAUCAAUGGAACAAAGUAUUUGGGAAGUAGUAGAGCUCAGUCACCACACCUAUGCACACGCUUACCAUCUGUGACUCGUUUUUGCUCCAUCGGUUUCAUUGAACAGACUGGGUAUCUAUAGAUUGAAUGUAAACUAAUUCCAUUAAUUUCAGAGAAUGAUUUCCACUGUAAAUUUGUAAGUAGUUAAUGUUGCUUUGGAGAGAAAUAACUUUUAUUUUCUCCAAUAGCUUUACGUAUGCUGUUUAAGUGCUGCUACAUAUGAUUAAUAAACAAUUGUUCAUGACUA